This is a messenger RNA of Haliotis rufescens (red abalone), 7675 nucleotides long. Its product is annotated as ras GTPase-activating-like protein IQGAP1. The record is from RefSeq and is a predicted model, not a curated record. The transcript has 45 exons. The coding region runs from base 310 to 5310 and encodes 1666 amino acids. NCBI's taxonomy places the organism in Eukaryota, Metazoa, Mollusca, Gastropoda, Lepetellida, Haliotidae. Gene Ontology annotation, cellular component: cytoplasm. Gene Ontology annotation, molecular function: actin filament binding; calmodulin binding; GTPase activator activity. Gene Ontology annotation, biological process: regulation of GTPase activity; regulation of actin cytoskeleton organization.
GUUCCCACAAUUCCCGCGAAAAGGUUCGAAUCAGCUUAGCGCGCUUUCUGCAAGUGUACCACAGUCGCGAGCAGAGCGACACGAAUCACAGGAGGCUUUCGUGUGUUUUGUUUUACGCGCUGUAACGAUACAGGGCGACACUGGAUUGACAUUUUCCCUUUCUCUUGGAUUACCUCUAAGCACUGACAUUUUGUUGCCUCUGUUCAGUUGAGGAUAUGUUUUGAACACGAUAUUCACAAGUGACACCGAACUCAUUCUGACAGCAUCCUUGUCUGUUGUGGAUAGUUUGGAUUACCAUUAAUUUCAACGAUGGAGAGCGACACACCAGAGCUCCGUCCCCAUUACAGGACCUUGGACGACUCUCGUCUCACGGCCGAUGAAAUGGACGAGCAACGGAAACUCAAUAUCGCAUACGAAUAUUUAUGUCACUUGGAGGAAGCUAAAGUAUGGAUCCAGGCCUGUAUCAAUGAAGACCUGCCACCAACCAUAGAGCUGGAGGAGGGGCUCCGGAAUGGCGUCAUUCUGGCCAAGCUGGGACGCUUCUUCUCACCACAAGUUGUCUCCCUUAAGAGAAUAUAUGACAGAGAACAGACGCGCUACAAGGCGAAGGGUCUCCACUUCCGACACACAGACAACAUCAACCAUUGGUUUGCUGCCAUGACCGAGAUCGGACUACCACAGAUAUUUUAUCCAGAAACAACAGAUAUUUAUGACAGAAAAAACAUGCCACGAGCUGUCUACUGUAUACAUGCACUGAGUUUAUACCUAUUCAAGCUUGGGCUGGCCCCACAGAUACAAGAUCUCUACGGAAAAAUAAACUUCACAGAGGAGGAGAUAAGCGCCAUGAGGCGGGAGCUGGAGAAGUAUGGGAUCCAGAUGCCGGCAUUCAGCAAGAUCGGUGGCAUCCUGGCCAAUGAGUUAUCGGUGGACGAGGCAGCAUUGCACGCUGCCAUCAUUGCCAUCAAUGAAGCCAUUGACAAACAGAAUGCCCCAGAUACAAUGUCGGCCCUGCAGAACCCCUCCGCCAUGUUGGUCAGCCUGGACACUGCCAGCAUGGACAGCUAUCAGCAGUUACUGUACGAUGCCAAGCAGACCAAGAUGGAGAACUCCAGGAACAGGAGCAUGGACACUGAGCGACAAUUUGAGCAUGACGUGUACGACGAACUACUGACACACGCAGAGAUCCAAGGAAACAUUAACACUAUCAACACAUCCUCAGCUGUGGGCCAUCUGCACGAAGCCCUCCUUAAGUCUGACCCUGCCCUGGUGCUGGCAGCCCUCAGAUCCUCCCACCUCGGACUCAAGAACAUCAAAGAUGAAAACAUCAUGUUUUACAUUGAGAAACUCCGGCAAGCUGCAGAGCUCAAGAAGAACAACAACAACGGGGAGGAGUCUGUGCUGGACAAAGAUGAGAUCCAGGCCGCCAUUGACCAGGCAAACCUUGAGGCUGACACCGAGUACCAGAAAUCCCAGGCACUCCUGUCCAUCAACUCCGCCAUCAAUAGCAACGACCCUGCCCUGCUGAUGAAGGCCCUACAGAACCCGUCUGCCCAGCUGCCGCCAGUCAUCCCGGGGGCGGCCAUGUUGUAUCUGGAUGAGUUCAGGAACAUCAGGACAGAUAAACAGGGUGACCUCGAACACGAUGAGAUUGCAUCAGCUAUCACAGUGCUGACUGCAGUGGCAUUGAUCAACCAGGCAGUGGACACCGGCAGUCCUGAGAACACCUUCAACGCCCUCUGCCAGCCAGACGCCCACCUUCUGGAGGUGGACGAGCACAAUAUGGAGAAAUAUCAGGACUGCUUGGCAGCUCAGAGGCACAGCAAGUCUGGGAGUCCAUGUGACCUGCUGACUCACCAUGAGAUCUCAACGUGUGUGGAGACCAUCCACCAGCAGGUACAGGAGGAACAUGAACGAAUCCUCGCUAUCAACAAGAUCAAUGAAGCCAUCACACGAGGGGAGCCAGAGGAUACACUAGAGGCGCUACAAACACCAUCAGCAAAACUGCGUGGCAUUGACGCCCGACAGGCGUACCACUAUCAGGCCCUGCUCCUCAAGGAGAAGCAACAGAAGGCAGAGGCAACUGACGACGAGGAUGCGGAGCUUUGGUUGGAGGAGAUUCAGCUGUGUGUGGAAAAGGCCAACAAGGAUGCAGAUGAGGGUGUCAAGAUUUCCUUGGGCGUGAAGAACAUCAACGAGGCCAUCAGGGCUGAAGACGUCGCCCAUCUACAGUCUGGUCUGACCAACUCGGAGGUGGGGCUCCACAGUGUCACGCCCGACUGCACGCCCACCUACAUGGGCAGCCUCAAGACUCUGCAGACCGAGAAGACAGAAGCUGGCGAGUGUGGCAGUGGCUGGAUAAUGAACAGGACACGGGAUGGGUCCAAGUUCUUCUACAACAUCAGCACUGGGGAGUAUGAAUGGUUCCGACAAGAUGGCGUGGUAAAGGAUCACAGCCUGCUUACAAAAGAAGAAAUUCAGAAAGUGAUAUCGGAGCAGACGGCAGCGUAUGACCGGGAGCUGCUGUUCAAGGCCAACGAGCCACGUGUCGUGAAGCUGCAGGCCAUGGUGAGAGGUCACCAGCAGAGGCUGAAAUACAAGGAGAGACAGAACUUCAUGAAGACACAGCUGCCAGCCAUUGUGGCAAUACAGUCCUGGUUCCGCGGAGGCAAACAAAGGCGCCAGUUCAAGGGUCGAUUGGACUAUCUCAACAGCAACGAAGAUGCUGCCAUCAAACUUCAGUCGUACGUACGGAUGUGGCGGGAGAGGAAGAAGUACCGGGACAGACUCAACUUCUUUAAAUCAAAUGAGGAUAAGAUCAUCAGGAUCCAGGCGUUCUUCCGGUCCAACCUGGCUCGCCAGGACUACAAGGCCCUGAUGCAAGACAGCAGCCCAUCCUUGUCUGUUGUGAGGAAGUUUGUCCACCUCCUUGAUGCCAGUGAUAAUGAUUAUGCUGAAGAACUGGAGUUACAGAAGCUUCGUCAGCAAGUGGUGUCUGAGAUCAGGUCCAACCAACAGCUGGAACAUGACUUAGACCAGAUGGACAUCAAGAUCGGUCUUCUCAUCAAAAACAGGAUUACACUGCAGGAUGUUGUUAAACAAAACAGAAAGUUGAACAUCUCGUCUGAGUCGUACAUGAAAGGUCUGAAGGCACUGAGUAAGGAGAGCCAUGAGCGCCUAGAGGCAUACCAGCACUUGUUCUACCUGCUCCAGACCAACCCUACGUACCUUGCCAAGCUCAUCUUCGAGAUGCCUCAGAGCCGCACCACCAAGUUCAUGGAGGCUGUCAUCUUUUCACUAUUUAACUACGGGUCGAAUCAGAGAGAAGAGUAUCUUCUGCUGAAGUUGUUCAAGACCGCACUGGAAGAAGAAAUAGCGUUCCUGUUAGGUGGCUCUAAGCGAAUAUCUAAAGUGGACAAGAUGACGGACAUUGUGACUGGCAACCCACUUGUUGUCAAGAUGAUUGUAGGGUUCAACAGGAACCAACGGGGUCAGAAUGCCCUGAGGGAGAUGCUGAACCCCCUCAUCACAGGGGUUGUGGAGGACAAGAACCUGCGCAUCAACACCAAUCCCAUCGAGGUGUACAAGGCCUGGGUCAACCAGACGGAGUCCGAGACAGGCAAGGCCAGGGGCCUGCCGUACGACGUGUCCACGGAACAAGCCCUGGAACACCCCGAGGUUCAGCAGCAGAUCCAGGAGUCCAUCAAACGUCUGCAGGACGUCUCCGACCGCUUCCUCAACAAGAUCCUCACCUCACUCGACAAGAUCCCAUACGGGAUGCGGUACAUGGCUCGGGUGAUGAGGGAUGCUCUUAUGAAGAAGUUCCCGGACGCACAGGAGAAAGAUGUCCUGAAGAUUGUGGGAAAUCUCCUCUACUAUCGGUAUCUCAACUCCGCGAUCGUCGCCCCCGACGCCUUCGACAUCAUCACUGUCGGCGCAGAUAAAGCUUUAACCAAUGACCAGAGGAGGAAUCUGGGAUCCAUUGCGAAAAUCCUUCAGUUUGCUGCAUCUAAUAAAGGGUUCGGAGGAGAGAGUUCGUACUUGGCCAGUAUGAACGACUACAUCAGGGUGGCCCACGAUAAGUUCAAGAAGUACUGCCUGGCUGCUUGUGACGUGGAGGAGCCGGAGGUCAAGUUCAACAUCGACCAGUACACGGAUGUCACUAUGAUCACCAAACCAGUUGUCUACAUCUCGGUGCAGGAGAUUGUGGACACACAUCAGCUGCUGCUUCAGCAUCAGGACGCCAUCGCACCAGAGCAUCAGGAUGCGCUCCAUGAACUCUUGGAGGAUCUAGGGGAGGUGCCCACCAUCGAUGAGCUGCUAGGGACAGAGUUGACGGGAGAUGAAACCACGAACGAUGACCUACGCGCCCAGCUGUCCAAGACAGAGUUGUCCAUGACGUUGUCCAGCAAGUUUGACGUUCAGCACGACGACCAGGCAGACAUGAAGACUCUCAUGAUCAGGACAAAGCGCAUGAUAGUUGAUGUGAUAGCGUGUCAGCCGGGAGACGAUCUCAUCCAGGUGCUCGACAUCCCGUCCAGUGAAACACAGGAAGAAAUCCACCAGGCGCUAGUGAAGAAGCGUGAAAUGAUUGAUCGCAGGAUGACGGAGAAGAAGGAGAAGGGGAAGCUGGUCCGUCACGCCUCCAUCCUCGGAGACACCAGGUUGCCGCUGGAGAACAUGAAGGCCAAGAUCAAGAAGAAUUUACAGACUCUGGAAAUAGCAGGGAUGGUAUCCAAGAAGAGCAAAUACCAGGAACUGACCAACUCCAUUGUGCAGGAUAUUCGUAACCAGAGGCGGUAUCGCAACAACAGGAAGCAGGAGCUGAUGCGUCUCAGGACAACAUGCAAGAGUUUAGCAAACAAACGAUCAUUCUACGAGUCUCAGAUUGACUACUACAACCAGUAUGUGAAGACAUGUCUUGCUAACUUACAACAGAAAGCCAAGAAGCAUAAGAAGCCAGGGUUGUUCCGGAAGCAGGCCGACAACCAGAAGGUCCAUGGGUCGGUGAUGUACAGCGCGGCGAGGCUCUACGAGAAGGGCGUCAUCCUGGAGAUACAGGGACUCCCACAGAAUCAAUUCAAGAAUGUGCUGUUUGAAAUCGGCUCGACAGACAACCCAGGUGUGUUUGAGGUGAACGCCAAAUUCAUGGGCGUCCCAAUGGAUAAAGUGGAACUUGUCUUCCAGGACUUGCUGCAGCUGCAGUACGAGGGCGUUGCCGUCAUGGUGAUGUUCAGCAAGGCCAAGAUCAACGUCAACCUCCUCAUCUUCCUCAUCAACAGGAAGUUCUACGGCAAACAGUUGGGAAAAUAGUUGCACAAACAUGCUACAUGUAAAAACUCAUUCAACAUAAACAAACCUUAUUUCAUUGUGAUCAUCUCUUGGAGUUCCAACCUGGAGGAAACCAUUCGACGCUACACACGAUUAUAGAAAUGUUGAUUUGUGAUAGUGGAGUAUUUGGAAGGUAAACAAGCCUGUUUCCUCAAGCAGAACUAAGUGUAAAAAAAAACAAUGUCUUUCAUACCAAGAAACAGGAGCUGUGUCACCAGUGUCGAGGAAAAAUGAUUGUGUCUUCAUCAGGCAAAUUUAUAAGGAGUGGCUGGAGCAGUUUAAGAGGUGGCGUUACUGAUGUUUCUGUAUAAUAUUAUGCCACGUAUCGAGCCUCAUAUUGUAUAUCUUGUCCUAUUUUCUCUUCUGACUUGCCAGAUCCAUUACACUGAUGGUUUGUUAUCAUACAUUUGUUAGAUCUGUUGAUAUAUUGCACAAAAUGUAGAUACCUAUUAUCUCCCAAUUGUACUGCUAUAACAUAUAUGUAUCCAUAUAUAUUCCUACACUUUUAUGGCCUGCUAAAUUAUGAAAUCGAUAUUGGUAGUUUCAAAACACUGCUUUUAUUAUUAACUUGUUUAUAUGACAAGUGUCCCCAUUUUGUAUAUUAUGUAUCUAGUGCAAUACUUCCUUUCAACUGUCAACAAUCUGUUAAGAGUUAUCUCCCCUGACUGCUAACAUGACCAGAGGUCAGGUAGUGCUGCUUUCUGUUAGAGUUAUCUCCCCUGUUCUCAGCAGUCAAAAUGGCGUCAUGCUGUACAUAAGCAGGCCAACUCGUCAACCAUGGUGGUCUGUGGGAGUGUCUGUCACUAAUUCUCCAUUCUCAACCUUCUGUCCUAUCUCUAUACACUGCUUUUGGCAUCACAUAUUCACACUCAAACACUACACCACUUUCAUACGAAGAUCAAUGAGGUUGGUCUAGAGUUGAAAUUGCUAUUUCCUGAGCUGAAUAUAUAUCGCCAUCUUGUUAAUGUGCAUUAUGGAACUGAAGUCUACACUGUUGAUGUAUAUGGAUACAACGUGUGAUCCAAGAGCAGGACUAUCUCUGGAUCUGAUUUUACGUCCUUUUGCGAUGUUUUACAUGUCUGUGUUGAAUCUCCUAUUCUAGUGCUUUAAGUAUUUUAGAACAAAUGGGACCAAGAUUUUACACCAUUUUUUCCAAAUUGAUAUAUUUUGGAUGUAUAUUUUGAUAACCAAUUUAGAUUGUAUUGUGAUUUGGAAUGGGACCAAGCGAAAAAUUUAAUUAUGACAAUUUCCAAUGCAGCUUUAUAAGCUUGACUUGUUCCUUGAAGGGCAUAAUGUUACUGUUUGUUUUGUUAACUCUGUUUGAAGUCAAGCUCUUUGUUAUUUUCUUGAAUGAAGGAUCUUUGCCUUGCAGUAGGUAAUGCUAUGUUUUGAUGUGUGGUUCCCCUUUCUUGCCACUGUUAUGGAGGAUCUAGUGGGUGAUUGGCAUAAUACAGAAACAUUCUUACCGUUGAAAACUUUCAAAACAACUACAAAUUGUUAACGGUAUGUCACACUAAUUCAAUUAUUUAUGGAGCUUUAAAAAAAUAAAAAAUUGAUUCUUAGUCAUCCUGUAAGAAACAUUUUGUCAUGUCUUCUGUGUUUAGAUCCCUCAAAAAUGAAUCCUUACUUGUGAGGAACAUGCUUUUCAUACUAAAACAGCCACUGGGCUGCAAACAUUCAUUCUCAAAAUUCAAUGUCUGAGAACCAAUUGUUUUUGUUUUUUGAGUUUGAAGCAGUUGUACAUACGACACAUGGUGCUACUAGACUAGUGGGUCUGUUUUCCAGGAGUCCGUUGCUGGCUUGACCAGCGAAGUGUACUGAAAGUGCAUAGAAAGCCUUGUCCCUACUGCAGCUGUUUGUGCACCCCGACACCACGACUGCCUUUGUGUGUAUAUAAGCCACACAGGAUCUGUAUCGGUCUCCACAGUCCUGGAAUCUCAGCUGGUUGUAUGGCGCUAGUUCAUUGCUGGCUGGCUGGCUGGCAGCACCAGAGCAACCUAGAUCUCUGUAUUUCAUGCAUUUUCUGUGUAGUCACUACAUUUAUAUUAAGCCUAUAUGUUAUUUUAGGAAAGUGUAGGCUGUUUAAGCAUUGGAAAGUUUAUUGGCUCUUUUGUAAUUUAUCGGUUAUGUAAACUUGAUUUGUGCUUAUAUUUUAUAGCUUACUUGUCAUUGUGUAUACAACGGACCAGAGUUCGGGACGCAAAGAUGGAAGGACCAACACUUGAACUUAUGUCUAAUGUCUACUAAUUUUAAGAACAUUUGCUAUUAGCAGAUUUUAGAAAUUUGUUUUAUAUUUCCUUGUCCAAUGUUAUUUCAUUAAGCAAUACAGUCAAAUGGAAUUUUCAAA